UCUCUGCAGCAGCUGGUGGAGAGCAGCUGAUUGGUUCUUCUUGUUCCUGGCUAGUUGUUCCUAAAGAUGUUUAGAUCUCAGCUGGUCCUGGAUCCAGGGUCCUUCGGGGGUCUGUAACGUCCUGCCGGACCCUGAUACCCCCUGCAGGGGUCUGUAACAUGCCUGUGAGGGGUCAGGUCCUGCUGCGUCCUGUCUCUUAGCUCUCCUCUCCUUCUUCUCCUGGUUUCCUCUGUAGCAUCACACCUCCACCGACCAGCAGCGAUGUACGAGGAGGGGGACGAGGUGCAGGAGGACGGCGGGUCCCGGAGCCGGGAGGAGUGGACCCUCCUCUUCUGGACCUCCCUGGCCGUCAUCGUGCCGGUCAUCAUCACCCUGUGGUGCAGCGCGCAGCGCUCCAAGCGGAAAACGCACAUGAAGGAUUUCUUCCGCAAGAGCAAGCACGGCUGGCACUACACGGACCUGUUCUCCAAGCCCACCUACUGCUGCGUCUGCUCGCAGCACAUCCUGCAGGGGGCUUUCUGCGACUGCUGCGGGGUCUGCGCAGACGAGCAGUGCCUGCGCAGGGCCGACCGCAGCCUGGCCUGCAAGGAGAUCCUGGGCCCCUGCAGCCCGGACGGGGCCAUGGAGCACCGCUGGGUCCGCGGGAACGUCCCCCUGGCCUCCUACUGCGCAGUGUGCAAGCAGCAGUGCGGGACGCAGCCCAAACUCUGCGACUUCAGGUGUGUGUGGUGUCAGAACACGGUGCACGAUGACUGCAUGGACAGCCUGAUGGUGAAGGACCGCUGUGAGCUGGGCGAGUUCCACAGCCUCAUCAUCCCCCCCCACUACCUCUACCGCGUCAACAAGCUGCGGCGCCGCCAGCCCGACGAGUACAGCAAGCUGGCAGCUUCCUGUGGCAGCAGCUGGACUCCAGUCUUGGUCCUGGCCAACACUCGCAGCGGUAACAACAUGGGGGAGGCUCUGCUGGGAGAAUUUCGCACCCUUCUGAAUCCUGUACAGGUGUUCGACCUGUCGGAGCUGACUCCCUCUAAAGCGCUCCAGCUGUGCACCCUGCUGCCCCCCGGCAGCGUCCGGGUGCUGGUGUGUGGGGGGGACGGCACCGUGGGCUGGGUGCUGGACGCCAUCGACACCAUGAAGCUGAAGGGCCAGGACCUGUUUAUUCCCAGAGUGACCAUCCUGCCCCUGGGGACAGGAAAUGACCUGUCCAACACUCUGGGCUGGGGGGCCGGCUACGCUGGAGAGAUCCCUGUGGAACAGGUUCUCCGUAACAUCCUGGAUGCUGAGGUGGUUAAAAUGGACAGAUGGAAAGUGCAGGUGGCUUCAAAAGGCCUCUACUUCCGUAAACCAAAGGUUCUGUCCAUGAACAACUACUUCUCUGUGGGGCCCGACGCUCUGAUGGCGCUCAACUUCCACACACACCGCGAGAAAACGCCGUCCUUCUUCUCCAGCCGCAUCAUCAACAAGACUGUGUAUUUCCUGUAUGGUACCAAAGAUUGUUUAGUGCAGGAAUGUAAGGAUCUGGAUAAGAGGAUUGAGUUGGAGCUGGAUGGAGAGAGGGUGGCGCUGCCCAGUCUGGAGGGAAUCAUCGUCUGUAACAUUGGUUACUGGGGCGGAGGCUGCAGACUCUGGGAGGGUAUGGGGGACGAACCCUGCCCCCCCACACGGCUGGACGACGGUCUGCUGGAGGUGGUGGGUGUGUUCGGCUCCUUCCACUGCGCUCAGAUCCAGGUGAAGCUGGCCAAUCCUGUACGGCUGGGACAGGCCCACACUGUCAGGCUGGUUCUCAAGAGCUCCAAGAUGCCGAUGCAGGUGGACGGGGAGCCGUGGGCCCAGGGCCCCUGCACCGUCACCAUCACCCACAAGACCCAGGUCCUGAUGCUGUACCACAGCUCCGAGCAGACGGACGACGACGAGGACGAGUCCAGCGCCUCGGAGACGGAGAGCCCCACCCCCCAAGACUCCCCCAGACCCCCGGGGCCCGCCUCCGCCCGGGCAUGACCCCGCCCCCACGUCACGUGAUCUCAAGUCUUACUUUGUCUUCUUUUCUGCACUGCAACAAAAAAAGUGUUUAAAAGUGUCUAAAAACCAGAUAAAAACAGUAAAUCUGAGGGAAAUGAUCUUGCUGCAUGGACAGAUAAUUUACCUUGACCAGAUUUCUUAAAUUA
Centropristis striata (black sea bass) is the source of this 2165-nucleotide messenger RNA. RefSeq names its product diacylglycerol kinase, epsilon (gene dgke). Gene Ontology annotation, molecular function: ATP-dependent diacylglycerol kinase activity. The transcript is spliced from 11 exons. Bases 262 to 1998 code for a protein of 578 amino acids. The record is from RefSeq and is a predicted model, not a curated record. NCBI's taxonomy places the organism in Eukaryota, Metazoa, Chordata, Actinopteri, Perciformes, Serranidae.